Molecule: messenger RNA, 2430 nt
Organism: Menidia menidia (Atlantic silverside)
Lineage: Eukaryota; Metazoa; Chordata; Actinopteri; Atheriniformes; Atherinopsidae
Source: the annotation of a GenBank genome assembly
UUGUGCUCUUGUGAGGCGAAAGAUGGCAUCCUUCAUCUUAACUGCGAGCAGAGGAACAUCAGCAAAAUCUCCCAAAUCAAAAUCCCGUCAGGGUUCCCCUUUCACCUGAACCUUUACAAGAACGACUUGGUGGAGCUCCGUGCCGAGGAAAUGGAAGGGCUUAGGGGUGCCCUUUCACUGCACAUCGGGGGUAAUAGCAUACAAGAGCUGGAACCAGGGGUCUUUAGCACUCUUGGUUCACUGAGAAAGCUCCACAUAAAUAGCAAUUUCCUUGUGACUCUGAGAGAGGACACUUUCCAAGGCCUGGUGAAUUUAGAGUUUCUGCAAGCUGACACCAACUUCAUUCGUGUCAUCGAGCCAGGGGCCUUCAACAAACUCAUCCGCCUCAAAGUCCUCAUCCUUAAUGAUAAUGGCAUUGAAUUUUUACCAAGCAACAUUUUUCGCUUCGUGCCCCUCACACACCUGGACCUGCGUGGCAACAAGCUCCAGACACUGCCCUUUGUGGGGUUUUUGGAGCACAUCGGGCGGAUUAUGGAACUCCUCCUGGAGGACAACGACUGGGUGUGUGACUGCGACAUUUUGCAUUUGAAAAUCUGGAUUGAGAACAUGCGGGCUCAGUCCGUCAUCGGGGAUGUGGUGUGCAGUACACCGCAGCACCUAAAGGGGACCAUUCUCGCCAAAGUGAAGCGGGACGUCCUAUGUCCAUCCCAUGCAGACAUUAACUUUGAAGAGCCAUCAAAGUCUAUGGAUAUGGUUGUCACUCCCUCGUCCAAAGUGUCUCAAAUUCCUAAGUUGAUCGAUGCCAAAGAUGACGGCAGGUUGCCGACACCAUCUCACAUCCCCGGCAGUCCCUGUGUGGAGCACUGUUCCUGUCACAAUGACCCCGUGGCUGGCUUUUUGAUGCAUUGUAAGGACAGAGGAAUUCAGAAGGUGUCAGAUAUUGGAAUACUUCAGCAAAGCCCAACCAAGCUGGUCAUGACCGGGAAUAUGAUUCAGAAACUCUUGAAAUAUGAUUUUGUCACAUAUGAUAGUUUGGAACUGCUGGACUUGGCAAACAACAGGAUUGAUUACAUUGAUAAUGAAACUUUCCUGAGUUUAAGCAGUUUGAAAAAACUAUGUUUGAAUGGCAACAGAAUGGAAAAACUGUUCUCCACAAUGUUUGUCGGUCUCCACAACCUUGAAGAUUUGUAUCUGGAAUACAACCUAAUCAAAGAGAUUGCUCCGGGCACAUUUAAUCCCUUGCCAAACCUGAAGCUUUUGUCAUUAAAUAACAACCAGCUUAGCUCGCUCCCAGCACAGAUAUUCCGCAACGUACCCCUAGCUAAAUUAAACCUGAGAAAAAACCGUCUUAUGCACCUUCCAGUGAGCAACGUGCUUGAUCAACUUGACUCGCUUGAGGAGAUUUAUUUAGAGGACAACCUCUGGGACUGCAGCUGUGACUUACUCAGCCUUAAACAAUGGGUGGAGAAAGUGGGAAAGGAUGCUGUGGUGGGGUCCAUUUUGUGUCACACCCCAAAGAAAGUGAUGCAGACUGAGCUCAGAAGCCUUCAUCAUGAGAUGCUGUGUCCAGGUUUGGGGACCUACAACCCAGUGGCUCCGGGGGAGGAGAGUGUCACAGCCACCUUGGGCCCUGCUGGUGGCGAUCGGGGUUUGUUCAUCUCGCUCACUGACACCAUUCCUCUCUCUGUGCUCAUAUUGAGCCUUCUGGUUUUCAUCCUCAUGAUUAUUUUCUGCUCAGCCGGUUUGGUGGUGUUUGUGGUCCAUCGGCGGCGGCGGCGAGCGAAGAGGAAAGCUGCCGAGGAGCAGCCGCGAGAAAACACCAGCAGCAGCUCCCCCAUACACCUACAUUACAGCAUGUACGGGCAGAAAACCACACACCACACCCUGACACAAAGAACUGGCUCUGCUAAUCUCUACGAGGACAGAUCCCACAGCCCCAUCGUGCAGAUUUGUCGCAACCCCACCUACUGCUCCCAGCAUAAGGAGCACGACACGGAUUUGGAUUACAGCCUGGACGAAUCCAACGCCAAGCAUCACGUCUGCCGUAGCAUCAUGGAGAAGGAAAACACUUCCCCCCUCACAGGAAACCCCAGCUCCAAGUUCAGAGCCGUGGCUGGAGAGUACCCCGCAGAGUUUGUCACUCUCGGGAAGCCCAACUCCUUGUACAGGAAUAUUUUGGAGAGAGAAGAGCUGCAGCAGCUUGGAAUAACAGAGUACUUCAGGAAAAACAUGCCCCAGCUUCAGGCUGCUGUGGACAUGCAGGUCCCCGGGCACCAAGAGGAGUUAAAGCUAAUGGAGACAAUUAUGUACACGAGACCACGCAAGGUCAUGCUUGAGCAAACUAAGAAUGAGUACUUUGAACUUAAAGCUAAUCUGCACACUGAGCCAGACUAUUUGGAGGUUCUGGAGCACCAGACUACUUUUAACUGA